AUGAUAGAUGAGCCAACAUCGAUAAUGAAAAUGGAGGAAACUAAUGUAAUCCAGUCCACCAAUGUCAGUAAUUCUACGUUUCCAGCUGACAACACAACUAGUGAUAAUCCAACCACAAGUUUGAAGAGAAGCUCUAGUCAAGUAAGGUCUUCUGAACAAGACGAUGAUCCAGAGUAUGCUAGAAAAGUAAUGGUUUUAGCACCUGAGGCAUCAAAAGUUGAAUUCAGUGAUGAAAACGUAUCCGGGAUAGUUCAUCCAAUUACUUCUUCUGAAUCAACUAUCUCGUUGCCAUCAUCAUUUUUGAAUACAGCCGUGGAGACAGUAGUAUCUAGAACAAUAAGUACAUCUGAUAAUUUGAAAUCAGCUACCAAUACAACUUCUGUGGACCUCCAAAGCAGUUGUGAUGCCUCUUCAACUAUUUCUGGAAAUCAACAGCAACAGGAACCAAAAAUUACAGAAAAGGGACAAAUUAGCUACAAUGCAUUCAGUGCGACUAGUCCACGUAGACUGCAUGUUUCCAAUAUUCCAUUUCGAUUUCGUGAAGCUGAUUUACGAUCUCUAUUAGGUCCUUAUGGUCCAAUACUAGAUGUUGAAAUCAUAUUCAACGAAAGAGGUUCCAAAGGCUUCGGUUUCGUUACAUUUAUGAAUGCAGCUGAUGCCGAAAAAGCACGUGAAAGUCUUAAUGGUCAUAUUGUAAUGGGUCGAAAGAUAGAAGUAAACCAUGCAACGACACGGGUUCUUACAAAGAAACGAAGUGAUGCAACACUGAUUGACGGGAGUAAAGUUCACAAUUUUGGUAAUCAAAAUACUGUAAUUAAUCCUGGUACUGGCACAAUGGUCUCGAAAUCACGAGUCAGUGGAACAACUGGAGGAACUAGUAGUAAUGUUGUUGCUGCUGCAAUUUCAGCUGCUGCCGCCGCAGCUGCAAUUUCAGGUGCCGGAAUUGUGAAUAAUUCUAUAAAUGGCUUGAAUCAUUUUUCAAAUAUGCAUUCGACUAAUUUACCAGCGAACAGUUUACUUUUUCGUCAGAAUACUUCUGUAUUUUCAUCGGCCUCACCACCUGCAUCUAACGCAGCAAUACCAUCAAUGGCAGCUUUAACAUCAUCAUCAUCCACAUCGCCAUCAGCCAUAGCCAAUCUUAUUAAAGCCCAACAGCAGCAACAACAACAGACCUUAGCUGCAGCUGCUACAGCUGUCGCUUUACAGCAACACAAUCAAAUUGGUAAUACAAAUAGUCAAAAUACUCAAGCGAUUCUUGCAGCUCUUAUGCUUCAAAACCUCAAUGUUCCCAAUCCUCUUGCCACAUCUCAAAUUUUAAAGCAACCGUUUACUGAUCUCCAAUCAAGGGAAGUUUUUAAGGUGAACCAAUCAAAUCUUGGUAUUGAUUUAUUGUUGAGUAAUCAACCUGGACGAUCUUAUCAAUUAUUGAAACAAACAUUUGGAAGUUUAAAUCCAUUUGUAUCAAAUAAUUUUUCUUCGGUUAAUACUCCAUUUAUGACUUCAAAUUUAAAUCUUCCAACUCAUCAACUUGGCCUGUCUUUAAUAAAUCAUACUAAUGGACAAAAUUUAAAUCUUUUCACAUCUUCUUCAUCACCAUCAACAUCUAUUGCUUCAUCUAUUCAAGGGGGAACAAAUUUUGAUAUGAAUUCAAAUGAAACUAAUUUAUGGCUUACAUCUUUAAUUGGAAGCGGUAUUCAAUCUGAUUUUACAGGGAAUAAUAAUCCUAAUAGUUUAACGAAUCAAAUUUAUCAAAUGCACAAAUCUACUGCAAAUUUAAAUGAUAAUACUAAUAAUUUAUUAAAGGCCAAUUGUCUAUCAAAGAUACAAUUUUAUACCGAUGAUAGAAAGUCGAAUUUGAAUGGAUUAAAGGAUCCAGCUAACAUUAAUAUUCCACACAUUUCUAAUAUCUCUAAUCAUCGCACUACAACAAAUAAUACUGGGAAUAGUAUAAAAACUAACGAAUAUAAUAUAAUGCAAAAUCAAUCUAUCAUGAAUACUGCUAAGAAUAGUGUUCUUGUAACACACGGGAUAGCUAACCAAGAUUCGAAUAAUAUAGUCAGUUCUGGUGUUACAGCAUCAUCUUUCAAUCCGCUUACGUUUGGCCUUAAUCCUCUAGUAUCACUUUCAUAUAAUCCCACUUCAUAUCUAAGUGGAACAGGAUUACUUACAGAUUUAUUUAACGGUGUUCCAGCACAACAAACAACUGUGUCAGUCAAUACUAUGCCUGGGACUAGUCCUGCUAGUUGUUUGUCCAAUUUUUGGCCAAUGAUACCAUCUGCUUCUGGUCUUAACCUACCUGUAUCUGGUUAUACUUCACCAUUAGUUAUUGGAAAUCAAGCAUUAUAUCGUAACAAUGUUAACAUACCUCGUUUCUCCACUUACUAAUGCAACUGAUACAUAGACAUGCCAUCCAACUAAUUAGUUGCUUUAGUUCACCACUUAAAUUUGUUUCAUUUUGCUUAUAGAGAGGAGAAUAAUCGUGUAUUCGUACAGACUUUUUUUGUUGUACAUACACAUAACACUUAUUUAAUGUCUCUUCUUUCUAGUCUUCACAUUAUAUAAGUUUUACAAAUUACUUAUGAAUUCGUGUUGAAUACAUUUUUUAUUUUCAUGCUUCACUUGUUUCGAAAAUAAAAAUUCCUUUCGCUUAAUUAUUUACUCAAUUUCUAACUUCUUGAUAUUUUAGUUUGAAAAAUACCAAGAAAGUAGAGCAUUUAUUUAUUUAUUUCUUCAAUUCAAUGUUUCAUUGUAACCAAUAAAACUAAUCGGUAUUACGUAACUCACAUAAGUAGUAAAUGAGUAGUAUGUACUUUUCUCUUUGAUUUAUUCUAAUAAUAUUUUGAAAGUAUUAACCAUUUAGAAUGAGUAGAUAAUUAUCAUUCUUGAUAAACGAUGCUUGUAUUAUUUGUUUCAAUGCUUUGUAAAUAAAGAUCAACCUGAAG
Molecule: messenger RNA, 2942 nt
Organism: Heterobilharzia americana
Lineage: Eukaryota; Metazoa; Platyhelminthes; Trematoda; Strigeidida; Schistosomatidae
Source: the annotation of a GenBank genome assembly